Messenger RNA from Pyrus x bretschneideri (Chinese white pear), 1608 nucleotides. RefSeq names its product zinc finger CCCH domain-containing protein 13. The transcript is spliced from 11 exons. The record is from RefSeq and is a predicted model, not a curated record. Lineage: Eukaryota; Viridiplantae; Streptophyta; Magnoliopsida; Rosales; Rosaceae. The coding region runs from base 10 to 1287 and encodes 425 amino acids. Gene Ontology annotation, molecular function: metal ion binding.
AUUGGGGAGAUGGCGGAGAGGAAGCUGUUCAAGACGAAGCUGUGCGUUUUGUAUCAGAGAGGGCGGUGCGCGCGGCAGAGCUGCUCGUUUGCUCACGGGGAGGCGGAGCUCCGUCGCUUCUCGGGCGGAUCCUUUCACGGUGGGCGGGACUCUGGAGGCGAUGACUUGAGGGAUAGGCUUGACAGAAGGCAUUCUCCGCAGCAAAGUUAUUCACCAGAGAGACAUAUAAGAGGCCGUCAUAUACUUCGUGAAUAUAGUCCAUCCAGGUCCCUUGAGAGAGAAAGCAAAAGAAGGAAGAAACACUUGGAUGGCCAAAGCGAUUUUUCUGGAAGUUUGAGAAUUUCAAAUGAGGCUGAAGAUGAAGUUAAAGAAGCAAAUAUUAAACUUAGUUCGACGGGUGUUCGUGAGGCGCAGUUAAAGCAAUUGCAGUCAGAGAUCGACGUGCUUGAUAACCGUAAAUCUCAAUUAGGGGUUCACGUGGAAGAGAAGUCUCAAGAAGUGGAUAGUCUCACUUCUAAAAUUAAGGAGCUUGAGGCUCAAUUAUUCAAAGAGAAAGAGGAAUGUAAGAGGAUUUCCUACAAGGUGAAUAAGUUUGUAAAAGCACAUUCUCGUCAUUCAAAGAUACAAGACCAACUAAAGAGAUCACAGGUCCGACUUAAUAAGUUGGGAGAUCAGCUUGCCUUAGAUAUUUAUGUAACUGAUGCCAAUGAAGAGGAUUCAAGCAUUAAUAUUGUUAGUGAUGGUGACACUACUGGUUUUCCAGUCAACCCCCAUAAUGAGCAGCUGCAUGAUGCUUCUCCAAGCAAGAAAAGGCUGGAUGCUAUUAGGGAUACCGCCAAAGAAUCAAAACAAAGUGCUCAUCCAACAAGAGGACAUCUGACAACAUCUAGCAGACCAAAGAAGCUCUCUCGGUGGAGCAUACACCCUACUCAAUCAAAUUUUGACAAGGAGGAGCCAGUGAACAAUGGAAUUGGUGGUCCAAAGGUUUUAGCAAAGCAAGGCAAACAUGACAGGAGAAAGACUGCUUCCUCAGGCAUCCUCUCUGCAGAUAAGUUAAAGAGUUCGGAGUCAGGACCUGUCGUACCCUCUACCAGUAUGGCUGCCCACGCAGUUGACACAGAAGUUGAAUUUGAACUGGAGGAUAAAAGUGAGAUGGUUGAGAAUGGUUCUGCUAGAAUUGAGGAAGGAGCUGCAUAUGAGAGAGGACGCUUUUCAUUUCACCUUCCUCCACCACCUCCAAUCCUUAGAAAUAACCAUUCGCAGCAUGAGGAGAUGAUGAGAUUAUAGACGUGCAGGGAGUUGAGUAGGAGAUGGUGCAAGUAUUUAGCAGUGAGAAGAUAAAUUUAGUUCAAGUAUUAGCUGUUAGAGACUCGUGUAUCUCCUACAUCUGAUGCCGGCUUUGCAAAGUUGUUUAAGUGAAUGAACACGGGUCGAUAAACAGAAGCACUGUUAAUGUAUUUGGUGUACAAUCUUCCUCGUUGCGUUACAUGGAGUUUAUAACUACAUGUAUAUUUUUAAGGCUUGAUGGAUCAAGCUUGAUUGCAUAGCUCAGUGUAGUAACAUACGAAUAUAUUCUUUCUUUUCGAAGAUUAUUUUCUUUUCUUUUCA